UGGCACCUGCACCUGUCCGACCUGUUUGGGGGACACAUGACUCCGGAGGAAUUUCCCCCACUGCUCCCGUUCUUUGUUCAACGCAGUCCUGUUAGUGGGAGACAGAGGGUGAGAGCCAGAGGAGAGGGGGAGAUAGAUAGAAGAGAGAGGGAGAGAUAGAUAGAAGAGAGAGGGAGAAAGAUAGAUAGAAGAGAGAGGGAGAUAGAGAGAUGUCGGAACCAGCCACUAAUCCCGCUGCCACCUCGUUCCCAGCGCCGACUAUUUCCCUACCUUUGGGACUGGAAGUAUUGAGAACUUACUCUGGAGCCCUUGUCUGUGUAGAAAUAGUAUUUGGUGGUCUAGUAUGGAUCCUGGUGGCCGCCUCCAAUGUGCCCGUGCCUCUGCUGCAGGGCUGGGUGAUGUUUGUCUCCCUCUUCUUCUUCGUCCUCUCCACCGCCUACCUCACGCUCCUCGUCACCGGCCUGGCUGACCGCAUCAACACUGACUGGAAUUCCUUGGAUGUGAUUUACCAUUUUAUAGCAGUACUUUUCUACUUCGCUGCCUUUGUGUUGGAGGCAGCAACUACAGCAGCUAAUGGAGGAGCCCACGUCAAACCCCUGCCCAACAGCACUGACACUGUCAUGUGUAUCACCUACCCUCGGGGCAAUAUAUUCACAGUCCUGAAUGACAAGCAAUACAGUAUUAAUGUGGCAGCCACGAUAUUUGCAUUUUUGGUGACACUAUGCUACGGCUGCAGUAUGGCGAUGGGCUUCAAGAGGUGGAGGAUGUAACCGGGAAAAAGCUGCAAAAACUAGUUUUAUAACUGCUUCAUAACUUCAGUAUGUAUCAAAACAUCAGCCACACCAUCCAGAGCUCCAUAGAGAGCACUGCUAUUCAGUUUAGUUCAGUGCAAACUCUGCUAUUUCCUGAUUGGAAAUUCACAUCAUCAAAGGAAACAUAUAGAUGACAAAAAAUAUGCCUCAGUCAAAACAUCUGUUAAGAUUUCUGGAAAAUAACAUUCCUAUGAGAAUUAUUUUUUGAGAUACUGAAAUGAUUGUGUUCAGCUGUCUGAGAUGUUACAGGUAUUUUAAGGACAGUUUUAAGAACAGCACUAACAUAACAUAAUGUAUAUUUUACAAGGCUAUACAGGGUGAUUUUGUAAGAUGUAAGAGAUGUCUAUGACAGUUAUGGUUUUGUUGUUAAUCAUACAGAUAUUGCCCAAUUACCUUUGUAACAUCCUCAUUUGAGGGAUUAUUUCCCAAUUCCAGUACCACGAAAUCAUGUCUAUUUAUGCUGCUAUAGAAUAUGCAGCAAAACAUUAAUGUGAUGGUGCAAUUUCUUUGAAAGACCUUACUAUUGGCCAAUUUCCUGAACUACAUCCUUAUUGGAAGGGAUAACAGAACAUGAAUGUAAUGUUGCAAUUUAUUUGAAAGCUCCUAAAAGAAAACAUGAUUGUUUUUACUGUCCAUGGUGCUAAGAAGCUGUAAACUCACUCUAGAUUUAACACAAUGUUAUUACAUUUGUA
This is a messenger RNA of Centropristis striata (black sea bass), 1504 nucleotides long. It is a transcript of the gene mal2, whose product is annotated as mal, T cell differentiation protein 2. The transcript is spliced from 4 exons. NCBI's taxonomy places the organism in Eukaryota, Metazoa, Chordata, Actinopteri, Perciformes, Serranidae. The coding region runs from base 210 to 770 and encodes 186 amino acids. Gene Ontology annotation, molecular function: structural constituent of myelin sheath. Gene Ontology annotation, biological process: myelination. Gene Ontology annotation, cellular component: membrane. The record is from RefSeq and is a predicted model, not a curated record.